AUGCCAUUCCAGAGCCAGGCAAAGCAGCCGGCAGACUUCGAGUACAAAGACCCCGGGAGUUCCAAGUCGCGACCGCCGGAGGCAUUCCGCGACCCCUCUGAGCACAUCCUGAGCGGCAAAGGCAGCACGCUGCAGCAUGCCAGGAGCGUCUACUCGCAGGGUCCGGUCGAGAUCCUACCAGGCCUCUUUCUUGGAGACGAGCACAACGCGCGUGACAGCGAGAUGCUCUCCGACCUCGGCAUCACUACGGUGCUCAACGUGGCAAAAGAGACGGUCCUGCCUUUCCAGCUCGAAGCCAACACUUCUCCCCUCCGCGUCAAGGCCUCAAAUGCCUGGCCCGAGGCGUCAAGCAACAGCGGGGCGCCGCCGCCCGUGGUCCGCCUGAGGAAGGAGUCGGACGACUUCUUCACCCCACCAACCACCGCCUACCCGACCGCCUCGGAGCUCGCCAAGGCCAACGAGGCGCCCAGCUCGGCUUCAUCGUCAGACUGGUCCUCUCAGCAGCCGUCUCCGCACAAUAGGUCUGCGAAACAGCGGUCCGCAUACCCUCCGUCUGCAAGCCCGGUCAGCGCAUCGUACCUGCGCAACACCGCAUCGACGCCAAACCUCUUGAGCCGCUUCAAGAAGGUCUCAUCGUCAGAGUCUCCGAUCGCCAGUGCCGGACUCGCGGAAGAGGACGAGCAGGACAGCGCGAACCAGGGGCAGGCGGCCGAGCGCGAUGCCUUGACAGAAGGCCACUUCUUCCGCUAUUCGGACCAACGACGUGGCAGCUCCGACUCGUCCGAGGAGGCCUACGACAACGCAUCCUCGCCCUCGUCGCGCGCCGACACUUGCACGUCGUCGGCCACGGAGUUGACGCCGCCCGCCCCCAACAGCUCGGGCGUGGGCAUCGUCACGACAAAGAUGCAGGCUGCCGGUGUCGACGCCGCGCCCGCAGCCUUUAUCGCUACAGGCGAGCAGCACGGCGAAGACCGCAGCGAUAUCACGGGCGUCGACCUGCCGAGCAACGCCAUCGCCCUCAAGGUGCCAGCCAGCCCUAUCUCGGCUCGUAUGACGGACCUCCGGUACAUCAAGCUGCCCUGGACGCACGACGAGACCGACCUGGCUGCUCCCGGCGGUGGUUUCACGCAUGGAUGUGCCAUCAUCGCCGAGGCUCUCGGCAUUGAUUCGAGGGUCUGGGACCCUUCGACAGUGGCCGACGACACGAGCGUGCUGCCUUUGCUCUUCCAGGGCGAUCGGGUCGACAAGCUGCAGUCCGGAUCGCACAAGGGCAAGGUGCUCGUGCACUGCCAGUGCGGCGUGAGCCGUUCGGCGACGCUCGUCAUCGCCUUUGUCAUGCAGGCCGCGGCGCUGCGCUACGGCUUCGAGGAGAGCCGAGCUCUCAUGGGGAUGCACGACUGCUACAACAUGGUCAAGGAGAAGAGCGCCAGCAUCUCGCCCAACAUCUCCCUCAUCUACCAGCUGGUCGAGUGGGAGCGACAGCUCUCCAAGGCCGCGUCCCGGCUGCGCGAGGCGCUCGGUGGCGCCGCGCCAGACACUGCCGUGGUCGCCGAAGCACCGGCUGGCGAAGCCGGCUCUCGGGUCGCCGGCGCUGGCGGCUCCAAUCCCGGCUGGUCGGUUGAGGUGCUCGACGAGGAGAAAUGGAGCCAGAUGAGGCUCGAGGAGGAGCAGAAGGAGGCGGAAGAGGAGCAGCGGAGGAAAGACGAGCGGCUGGCAGAGGCCAAGCGCGCAAUGGCAGAGCGGAAAGCUGCCUCUGACCGCCUGGAGGGCAAGUCGACGAGCGGCAGCGCCGGCGGCGAUGGUCUCGGCGGCGGAUCGCUGAUGCAGAGACGGCGGAAGGUGGCACCUGCCUUGCAGCUGAAGACCGUCACCGGCAGUGCUGCCGGACCUUUGCCACCAAGGCCCUCUAAGCAUCGCCCGCCCAUGCUCAACCUCAAGAGCCAGUCGAGUGCUCAGGAUGAAGGGCAAGCACCGCCCGAAACGCCCUUCCUCACGGCCAAGACGAACGCAUGGCGGCCGCACGAGCACAUGCGCAGCGGCAGCAGCGGCUCUGUCGACUUUGACAAAGACGUCGUCAUGGCCUCGGUCGAUUCGCCGGCGCAGGCGCCGAGCGAUGUCCGGGCCUUUGGGCAUUCGGGUCACGACGACCAAGGUGCGCCGAGCCUCGACAACACGGUGGACCAGGACGGCAUUGUGACGCCCCAAAUGGCCAGCGCCUCGACGCCCUCGGGGGCCGAGUCAGACGUGCGGAUGACGUCUCCUCCGCCGCAGUCAACGAGGCCGAGCUCGAUGUCGGGCGCGCUCCCGCAGUCGAGCACGAGCCCAGACGGCCAGCGGAAAGGGUCGGUGGCGAUGACGACGUCGCUGUCGUCUUCGAGCGGGAGGUCGCGCUUCAGCUUUGGCGGCAUCGCAGCAGCCUUUACACCGAGCGGCAAGCGUCGGCCGGGGUCGAUGGCGGCGAGCAGCGGUGGGGCCUUUACCGGAUCGCCGGGCCUGUUUGGUGCCAUGGCGCAGAGCAAGGAGGAGCGGCGCAAGCAGCAUCGCCGCACGUUCAGCAGCGACCUGCCUGCGCUCCGGGCUGGACUCGAGCUUGAGAAGCUAGUCAUCCCUCCUGGCAAGGCGCGAGGGCCGGUGUCGGCGCGCGAGAACGGCAAUGCCGGGUCGACAGGCUCAGGCCUCUCUGGCUCCACGUCGAUCAGCGAGACUUUGCUUCGAGGCGACAGCCGGGCGUGA
Pseudozyma flocculosa PF-1 is the source of this 2733-nucleotide messenger RNA. RefSeq lists its product as uncharacterized. The transcript has a single exon. Gene Ontology annotation, biological process: negative regulation of MAPK cascade; protein dephosphorylation. Gene Ontology annotation, molecular function: protein tyrosine/threonine phosphatase activity; MAP kinase tyrosine/serine/threonine phosphatase activity. The record is from RefSeq and is a predicted model, not a curated record. Gene Ontology annotation, cellular component: cytoplasm. The coding region runs from base 1 to 2733 and encodes 910 amino acids. Lineage: Eukaryota; Fungi; Basidiomycota; Ustilaginomycetes; Ustilaginales; Ustilaginaceae.